Chelonoidis abingdonii (Abingdon island giant tortoise) is the source of this 2212-nucleotide messenger RNA. RefSeq names its product CMT1A duplicated region transcript 4 (gene CDRT4). The record is from RefSeq and is a predicted model, not a curated record. Lineage: Eukaryota; Metazoa; Chordata; Testudines; Testudinidae.
UCAAUCUGCUCUUGGCUAGCAGGCCUCUGAGAGGAAAAUAGCUGAAAAUGUUUUUGGUUGGGUAGCGUCUGUGAUCAAUGUUUUGCACCCCUUCCGCUUAGUGAGAGACAGAAAUGGAUGUUUUUUUAAAGGAACUCUUGGAGCCUUCUCAAAGGGAUGCGUUCAACCACCUGACACAGAUGGAAACAGCCACUGCUUGCAACUUUAAGAACUCACUGAAAGAACACAGUUUGUUCUCGGCGAAUAUCGGCCUCCCCAGCCCUUUGAUCCACCGCUGCAGCCAGUGGCCAGCCUACACCACUUUAACGUCUCCGAUGGUCAAAAUGCUAGUGGAGCAAGACGAGGUGAGGAAGGCUGGGUCCCAGGGAACAUCUGAGGAAUGCAGACAGGGAAUGGGCAGCAGCAGAAGCAGCGAGGGCAACACGCCAGGACGAAAGCCAAGUGAUGGGUCUCAGGAAGCAGGUUUUACUGGGACAACCCAAGAGUCAUCAAGGCCAAAUGAAGAUAGCAGACCCCUUAGGAUUGCCAGGGGCUCUCCAGCAAACACCAAGGGCUUGGUUUUCCAGAGUAGUUCAUCCUCAGCAGGACCCCCAAUUAAAGGCAAUAAGGUUAUUUUCUCCAGUAAACCCCACUUCCGUGUGCUACCAUAUGGCUCCCAGAUGUCUCCCAGCAAGCAGAAAUCAACUGCCUGCAGUUAGAAAAAUAGAUCUCAAGUGUUCUGCUUCACCACUCUGGACUGCAUUAAAGUUCAUCUGCAAAUGACUGUUCAGGGGUUGGGUUGGUUUUUAAUCAUAGUCUUAAAAGCCCCACUUGAACUUGUUUGGAUGAUGGCAUGAAGGGUAGAAUGAUGCUUACACAGCAUACGGAAUGCUGUCUUAGGAAACGCCCUACAAGGGGGUAUAAUGUAGAACACAGCAUACAAAUGUUUACACAGGCACACACAGAUCUACACGUUCUGGACCUAAUUCUUUGCUCCCUUGCACCACGUGUCUUCAUUUGCAUCCCCACAAAGUGAGCAUAACAUUUAGCAAUGUUUACAUUCAGUGGACUGGUGGAACUGACUUUUCACUGGUAGACAUGACUAGGCAAAGUAUCAGUGAAUCAGAUUAUAAUGAUCAUAAUAAUGAAUAAUGAAUAGUGUAAUCAACUGGCUCUUAGAGUACUGACUUUAGGUGAAUACAGCAAGCCUUUAUUAAAGCACAUCAAAAUGGAGUGAGUCCAGCAGCCCAUUUAUAUAUUUAUGUGAAUAUCAUCCUAUAAAGAGUCAAAGAUUCUCCAUUGCACUGUAGCUUGUGUGGUCAUUUAUGCCAGAGCAAAGUGGGUAUAAGAUGCUGCUUAACCAGAACAGCCUGACUCUUAUUUACAUUAAAGCCACUUUACAUCACUCAAGCAGCGUAACGUGAUGGUUGGUUACACUGCCCAAAUGGUGUUGAGUGGCCAUAGUGCAAACGAGAAUCAAACCCAGACCCUUUGCACUGGUGAAAGUCACUAUCACAGAGCAGGGCAAUGGCUGAUCAGGCCCGUAAGCAUUCCGUGUCACGAGAACAGAUGUUCAUCUUGUGAUGUUGUACCCAUAAUGCUUUAUAGAAAUAUGCUUAUAAAUGUAAAUAUGCCAUAACUGGAAUAUGUUUUAUGCUACAUAUGCCAUGUAACAGAUCUCUGCAAAGGUUAUGAUCUACUGAAUGAAUUCAUCUGAUUUGUAUCAUUUUAGUUUUCGAAGUUAUGAAUAUUGGCUAUGUACUUGUUUGAUUUUAAGUAGCCUCAGCUUCUUGAGAAAAGGUCAGCUUCUUGAGAAAAGACUAUUCUCAGUAAGUGCCCAGUCAUGAAACACUUAAUCUGACAAUAGACUUUGAUAGAUGCAAAUCCACAUCUGAGGUUUCUUGGGAACAUUCCUGUAGAGAACUAGGUCAUGCAUGGAUAUAUGACCUGCCCAGGUGACUCCAAAACUCCAUCUUGUAGAGGGGAUUCUACAGAGGGGAAGUGGGGGUUUCCAACCACAAUAGAGAAACUAUAUAAAGCCCUCGGAGACCCCUCCAUUUUGUCUUCAGCUGGCUCAAGAGGUAGCCUCUCCACCCACAAAGGAUACCUGAAAGAAACUGGAGCAAAGGACAAUAAGUGUGACUGAUUGCUGGACCCACACUAGAAGGAGGCUAGUCUGUAAAAAAAGCUCAUUGGAACAUUUCUGAGGGUGAGAUUUCACCAGUAAUCACUU